Molecule: messenger RNA, 689 nt
Organism: Syzygium oleosum
Lineage: Eukaryota; Viridiplantae; Streptophyta; Magnoliopsida; Myrtales; Myrtaceae
Product: protein MHF2 homolog
Exons: 6
Coding region: 123-443 (106 amino acids)
Biological process (GO): DNA repair; replication fork processing; kinetochore assembly
Cellular component (GO): FANCM-MHF complex; Fanconi anaemia nuclear complex
Source: RefSeq, a predicted model, not a curated record
AUAUAUAUAAAACAUGUCCUUCCUCGUUUUGCCCGGCUCUGCGAAAGCGGGAAAUUCGCAAAUCCCUGUGGUUCUGCUCCUGGUUCUUGGGCAUCGCGUCGAUCAAGUCUGCUUCGCUUCCAAUGGAGGAAGACCCGACCUUCGAUCCUGAUCUGAUCCAUUCCAUCUUCAAGAGCGUGUGGAGCAGGAUGGCCCUUGAGCGCGAGAGAAACGAUGCCGCCGAUGCGAUUGACAACGAGGCAGGACCUGCGAAUGCGACGUCCAAGAAGAACCGACCGACUUCCGCUAAUUCUAAUGCACUGAAGCUGAGCUGUGAACUCCUGCGGCUCUUUAUCACAGAGGCCGUGCAACGAGCUGCUGCUAUCGCUGAGGCAGAGGGCAUGACGAAGAUUGAGCCAACUCACUUGGAGAGGAUUCUUCCCCAGUUACUUCUCGACUUUUGAGGCGUUCCUUCCUGAUAUAGCUCGGAUACUGAAAAAUCAGGUCUUGAUGAGAAGUUUAGCAUGUUUUUCAUUAAUCAGAUGUUAAUUGUUUCUUGCAAAAAGAAGUACGUGAUAGGUAGAACUUAAUUAGGAUACUCCUUUGUCCAAAUUGACAAAUUUUUGGAUUCAACCUCCCUGCUCUCUUAUGAAUUAGCGUGGUUGUGAAGUUUCAAGAAAUCUUAUAUUGUAUUUCAGUUUCUACCUCAA